Molecule: messenger RNA, 10578 nt
Organism: Closterium sp. Naga37s-1
Lineage: Eukaryota; Viridiplantae; Streptophyta; Zygnematophyceae; Desmidiales; Closteriaceae
Source: the annotation of a GenBank genome assembly
AUGCUUUCCAUCACCCCGCCCCAUUCUCCCUCUUUCCAUCACCCCCGCCUCAUUCUCCCGCUUUCCAUCACCCCGCUUCAUUCUCCCGCUUUCCAUCACCCCGCCCCAUUCUCCCGCUUUCCAUCACCCCGCCCUAUUCUCCCUCUUUCCAUCACCCCGCCCCAUUCUCCCUCUUUCCGUAACCCCGCCCCAUUCUCCCGCUUUCCAUCACCCCGCCUCAUUCUCCCGCUUUCCAUCACCCCGCCCCAUUCUCCCGCUUUCCAUCACCCGGCCCCAUACUCCCGCUUUCCAUCACCCCGCCCCAUUCUCCCUCCUUCCAUCAUCCCGCACCAUUCUCCCGCUUUCCAUCACCCCGCCCCAUUCUUCCUCUUUCCAUCACCCCGCCCCAUUCUCCCUCUUUCCAUCACCCCGCCCCAUUCUCCUGCUUUCCAUCACCCUGCCCCAUUCUCCCGCUCUCCAUCAGCUCGCCCUAUUCUCCCUCUUUCCAUCACCCGGCCCCAUUCUCCCUCUUUCCAUCACCCUGCCCCAUUCUCCCUUUUUCCAUCACCCCGCCCCAUUCUCCUGCUUUCCAUCACCCCGCCCCAUUCUCCCGCUUUCCAUCACCCCGCCUCAUUCUCCCGCUUUCCAUCACCCCGCCCCAUUCUCCCGCUUUCCAUCACCAGGCCCCAUUCUCCCGCUUUCCAGCACCCCGCCCCAUUCUCCCUCUUUCCAUCACCCCGCCCCAUUCUCCCGCUUUCCAUCACCCCGCCCCAUUCUCCCUCUUUCCAUAACCCCGCCCCAUUCUCCCUCUUUCCAUCACCCCGCCCCAUUCUCCCGCGUUCCAUCACCCCGCCCCAUUCUCCCGCUUUCCAUCAUCCCGCCCCAUUCUCCCGCUUUCCAUCACCCCGCCCCAUUCUCCCGCUUUCCAUCACCCCGUCCCAUUCUCCCGCUUUCCAUCACCCCGCCCCAUUCUCCCUCUUUCCAUCUCCCGCCCCAUUCUCCCUCUUUCCAUCACCCCGCCCCAUUCUCCCGCUUUCCAUCACCCCGACCCAUUCUCCCUCUUUCCAUCACCCCGCCCCAUUCUUCCUCUUUCCAUCACCGCGCCCCAUUCUCCCUCUUUCCAUAUCCCCGCCCCCACCCCGCCCCAUUCUCCCGCUUUCCAUCACCCCGCCCCAUUACCCCGCUUUCCAUCACCCCGCCCCACUCUUCCGCUUUCCAUCACCCCCGCCCCAUUCUCCCGCUUUCCAUCACCCCCGCCCCAUUCUCCCACUUUCCAUCACCCCCGCCCCAUUCUCCCGCUUUUCAUCACCCCGCCCCAUUCUCCCGCUUUCCAUCACCCCGCCCCAUUCUCCCACUUUCCAUCACCCCGCCCCAUUCUCCCACUUUCCAUCACCCCGCCCCAUUCUCCCGCUUUCCAUCACCCCGACCCAUUCUCCCUCUUUCCAUCAUCCCUUCCUCUUUCCAUCACCCCGCCCCAUUCUCCCUCUUUCCAUAACCCCGCCCCGUUCUCCCGCUUUCCAUCACCCCGCCCCGUUCUCCCGCUUUCCAUCACCCCGCCCCGUUCUCCCGCUUUCCAUCACCCCGCCCCGUUCUCCCGCUUUCCAGCACCCCGCCCCAUUCUCCCGCUUUCCAUCACCCCGCCCCAUUCUCCCGCUUUCCAGCACCCCGCCCCAUUUUCCCGCUUUCCAGCACCCCGCCCCAUUCUCCCGCUUUCCAUCACCCCGCCCCACUCUUCCGCUUUCCAGCACCCCGCCCCAUUCUCCCGCUUUCCAUCACCCCGCCCCAUUCUCCCGCUUUCCAUCACCCCGCCCCAUUCUCCCGCUUUCCAUCACCCCGCCCCAUUCUCCCGCUUUCCAUCACCCCGCCCCAUUCUCCCGCUUUCCAUCACCCCGCCCCAUUCUCCCACUUUCCAUCAUCCCGCCCCAUUCUCCCACUUUCCAUCACCCCGCCCCAUUCUCCCACUUUCCAUCACCCCGCCCCAUUCUCCUGCUUUCCAUCACCCCGACACAUUCUCCCUCUUUCCAUCACCCCGCCCCACUCUUCCGCUUUCCAGCACCCCGCCCCAUUCUCCCGCUUUCCAUCACCCCGCCCCAUUCUCCCGCUUUCCAUCACCCCGCCCCAUUCUCCCUCUUUCCAUCAACCCGCCCCAUUCUCCCGCUUUCCAUCACCCCGCCCCAUUCUCCCUCUUUCCAUCACCCCCCCCCCAUUCUUCCGCUUUCCAUCACCCUGCCACAUUCUCCCGCUUUCCAGCGCCCUGCCCCAUUCUCCCGCUUUCCAUCACCCCGCCCCAUUCUCCCGCUUUCCAUCACCCCGCCCCAUUCUCCCUCUUUCCAUCACUCCGCCCCAUUCUCCCGCUUUCCAUCACCCCGUCCCAUUCUCCCUCUUUCCAUCACCCGCCCCAUUCUCCCGCUUUCCAUCACCCGCCCCAUUCUCCCGCUUUCCAUUAUCCCGCCCCAUUCUCCCGCUUUCCAUCCCCCGCCCCAUUCUCCCUCUUUCCAUCACCCCGCCCCAUUCUCCCUCUUUCCAUCACCCCGCCCCAUUCUCCCUCUUUCCAUCACCCCGCCCCAUUCUCCCGCUUUCCAUCACCCCGCCCCAUUCUCCCUCUUUCCAUCACCCCGCCCCAUUCUCCCUCUUUCCAUCACCCCGCCCCAUUCUCCCUCUUUCCAUAACCCCGCCCCGUUCUCCCGAUUUCCAUCACCCCGCCCCAUUCUCCCGCUUUCCAUCACCCCGCCCCAUUCUCCCACUUUCCAUCACCCCGCCCCAUUCUCCCGCUUUCCAGCACCCGGCCCCAUUCUCCCGCUUUCCAUCACCUCGCCCCAUUCUCCCGCUUUCCAUCACCCCGCCCCACUCUUCCGCUUUCCAGCACCCCGCCCCAUUCUCCCGCUUUCCAUCAACCCGCCCCAUUCGCUGGCUUUCCAGCACCCCCAUUCUCCCGCGUUCCAUCACCCCGCCCCGUUCUACCGCUUUCCAUCACCCCGCCUCAUUCUCCCGCUUUCCAUCACCCCGCCCCGUUCUCCCGCUUUCCAUCACCCCGCCUCAUUCUCCCGCUUUCCAUCACCCCGCCCCAUUCUCCCGCUUUCCAUCACCCCGUCCCAUUCUCCCGCUUUCCAUCACCCCGCCCCAUUCUCCCUCUUUCCAUCACCCCGCCCCAUUCUCCCUCUUUCCAUCACCCCGCCCCAUUCUCCCGCUUUCCAUCACCCCGCCCGAUUCUCCCGCUUUUCAUCACCCCGCCCCAUUCUUCCGCUUUCCAUCACCCCGCCCCAUUCUCCCGCUUUCCAUCACCCCGCCCCAUUCUCAUGCUUUCCAUCACCCCGCCCCAUUCUCCCUCUUUCCAUCACCCCCGCCCCAUUCUCCCGCUUUCCAUCACCCCGCCCUAUUCUCCCUCUUUCCAUCACCCCGCCCCAUUCUCCCUCUUUCCGUAACCCCGCCCCAUUCUCCCGCUUUCCAGCACCCCGCCCCAUUCUCCCGCUUUCCAUCAACCCGCCCCAUUCUCUGGCUUUCCAGCACCCCCAUUCUCCCGCGUUCCAUCACCCCGCCCCGUUCUCCCGCUUUCCAUCACCCCGCCUCAUUCUCCCGCUUUCCAUCACCCCGCCCCGUUCUCCCGCUUUCCAUCACCCCGCCCCAUUCUCCCGCUUUCCAUCACCCCGCCCCAUUCUCCCGCUUUCCAUCACCCCGUCCCAUUCUCCCGCUUUCCAUCACCCCGCCCCAUUCUCCCUCUUUCCAUCACCCCGCCCCAUUCUCCCUCUUUCCAUCACCCCGCCCCAUUCUCCCGCUUUCCAUCACCCCGCCCGAUUCUCCCGCUUUUCAUCACCCUGCCCCAUUCUUCCGCUUUCCAUCACCCCGCCCCAUUCUCCCGAUUUCCAUCACCCCGCCCCAUUCUCAUGCUUUCCAUCACCCCGCCCCAUUCUCCCUCUUUCCAUCACCCCCGCCCCAUUCUCCCGCUUUCCAUCACCCCGCUUCAUUCUCCCGCUUUCCAUCACCCCGCCCCAUUCUCCCGCUUUCCAUCACCCCGCCCUAUUCUCCCUCUUUCCAUCACCCCGCCCCAUUCUCCCUCUUUCCCACCCCCAUUCUCCCGCGUUCCAUCACCCCGCCCCGUUCUCCCGCUUUCCAUCACCCCGCCUCAUUCUCCCGCUUUCCAUCACCCCGCCCCGUUCUCCCGCUUUCCAUCACCCCGCCCCAUUCUCCCGCUUUCCAUCACCCCGCCCCAUUCUCCCGCUUUCCAUCACCCCGUCCCAUUCUCCCGCUUUCCAUCACCCCGCCCCAUUCUCCCUCUUUCCAUCACCCCGCCCCAUUCUCCCUCUUUCCAUCACCCCGCCCCAUUCUCCCGCUUUCCAUCACCCCGCCCGAUUCUCCCGCUUUUCAUCACCCCGCCCCAUUCUUCCGCUUUCCAUCACCCCGCCCCAUUCUCCCGAUUUCCAUCACCCCGCCCCAUUCUCAUGCUUUCCAUCACCCCGCCCCAUUCUCCCUCUUUCCAUCACCCCCGCCCCAUUCUCCCGCUUUCCAUCACCCCGCUUCAUUCUCCCGCUUUCCAUCACCCCGCCCCAUUCUCCCGCUUUCCAUCACCCCGCCCUAUUCUCCCUCUUUCCAUCACCCCGCCCCAUUCUCCCUCUUUCCGUAACCCCGCCCCAUUCUCCCGCUUUCCAUCACCCCGCCUCAUUCUCCCGCUUUCCAUCACCCCGCCCCAUUCUCCCGCUUUCCAUCACCCGGCCCCAUACUCCCGCUUUCCAUCACCCCGCCCCAUUCUCCCUCCUUCCAUCAUCCCGCCCCAUUCUCCCGCUUUCCAUCACCCCGCCCCAUUCUUCCUCUUUCCAUCACCCCGCCCCAUUCUCCCUCUUUCCAUCACCCCGCCCCAUUCUCCUGCUUUCCAUCACCCUGCCCCAUUCUCCCGCUCUCCAUCAGCUCGCCCCAUUCUCCCUCUUUCCAUCACCCCGCCCCAUUCUCCCUCUUUCCAUCACCCCGCCCCGUUCUCCCGCUUUCCAUCACCCCGCCCCGUUCUCCCGCUUUCCAUCCCCCGCCCCAUUCUCCUCUUUCCAUCACCCCGCCCCAUUCUCCCUCUUUCCAUCACCCCGCCCCAUUCUCCCUCUUUCCAUCACCCCGCCCCAUUCUCCCGCUUUCCAUCAACCCGCCCCAUUCUCCCUCUUUCCAUCACCCCGCCCCAUUCUCCCUCUUUCCAUAACCCCGCCCCGUUCUCCCGCUUUCCAUCACCGCGCCCCAUUCUCCCGCUUUCCAUCACCCCGCCCCAUUCUCCCACUUUCCAUCACCCCGCCCCAUUCUCCCGUUUUCCAGCACCCCGCCCCAUUCUCCCGCUUUCCAGCACCCCGCCCCAUUCUCCCGCUUUCCAUCACCCCGCCCCACUCUUCCGCUUUCGAGCACCCCGCCCCAUUCUCCCGCUUUCCGUCAACCCGCCCCAUUCUCCCGCUUUCCAGCACCCCGCCCGAUUCUCCCGCUUUCCAUCACCCCGCCCCGUUCUCCCGCUUUCAAUCACCCCGCCUCAUUCUCCCGCUUUCCAUCACCCCGCCCCAUUCUCCCGCUUUCCAUCACCCCGUCCCAUUCUCCCUCUUUCCAUCACCCCGCCCCAUUCUCCCGCUUUCCAUCACCCGCCCCAUUCUCUCACUUUCCAUCAUCCCGCCCCAUACUCCCGCUUUCCAUCACCCCGCCCCAUUCUCCCUCUUUCCAUCACCCCGCCCCAUUCUCCCUCUUUCCAUCACCCCGCCCCAUUCUCCCGCUUUCCAUCACCCCGACCCAUUCUCCCUCUUUCCAUCACCCCGCCCCAUUCUUCCUCUUUCCAUCACCUCGCCCCAUUCUCCCUCUUUCCAUAACCCCGCCCCGUUCUCCCGCUUUCCAUCACCCCGCCCCAUUCUCCCGUUUUCCAUCACCCCGCCCCAUUCUCCCACUUUCCAUCACCCCGCCCCAUUCUCCCACUUUCCAGCACCCCGCCCCAUUCUCCUGCUUUCCAUCACCCCGUCCCAUUAUCCCGCUUUCCAUCACCCCGCCCCACUCUUCCGCUUUCCAUCACCCCCGCCCCAUUCUCCCGCUUUCCAUCACCCCGCCCCAUUCUCCCACUUUCCAUCACCCCCGCCCCAUUCUCCCGCUUUUCAUCACCCCGCCCCAUUCUCCCGCUUUCCAUCACCCCGCCCAUUCUCUCGCUUUCCAUCACCCCGCCCCAUUCUCCCGCUUUCCAUCACCCCGCCCCAUUCUCCCGCUUUCCAUCACCCCGCCCCAUUCUCCCACUUUCCAUCACCCCGCCCCAUUCUCCCACUUUCCAUCACCCCGCCCCAUUCUCCCGCUUUCCAUCACCCAGACUUAUUCUCCCUCUUUCCAUCACCCCUUCCUCUUUCCAUCACCCCGCCCCAUUCUCCCUCUUUCCAUAACCCCGCCCCGUUCUCCCGCUUUCCAUCACCCCGCCCCGUUCUCCCGCUUUCCAUCACCCCGCCCCAUUCUCCCGCUUUCUAUCACCCCGCCCCAUUCUCCCGCUUUCCAGCACCCCGCCCCAUUUUCCCGCUUUCCAGCACCCCGCCCCAUUCUCUCGCUUUCCAUCACCCCGCCCCACUCUUCCGCUUUCCAGCACCCCGCCCCAUUCUCCCGCUUUCCAUCACCCCGCCCCAUUCUCCCGCUUUCCAUCACCCCCGCCCCAUUCUCCCGCUUUCCAUCACCCCGCCCCAUUCUCCCGCUUUCCAUCACCCCGCCCCAUUCUCUCGCUUUCCAUCACCCCGCCCCAUUCCCCCGCUUUCCAUCACCCCGCCCCCAUUCUCCCGCUUUCCAUCACCCCGCCCCAUUCUCCCGCUUCCCAUCACCCCGCCCCAUUCUCCCGCUUUCCAUUACCCCGCCCCAUUCUCCCGCUUUCCAUCACCCCGCCCCAUUCUCCCGCUUUCCUUCACCUCGCCCCAUUCUCCCGCUUUCCAUUACCCCGCCCCAUUCUCCCACUUUCCAUCACCCCGCCCCAUUCUCCCGUUUUCCAGCACCCCGCCCCAUUCUCCCGCUUUCCAGCACCCCGCCCCAUUCUCCCGCUUUCCAUCACCCCGCCCCAUUCUCCCGCUUUCCAUCAUCCCGCCCCAUUCUCCCGCUUUCCAUCACCCCGCCCCAUUCUCUCGCUUUCCUUCACCCCGCCCCAUUCUCCCUCUUUCCAUCACCCCGCCCCAUUCUCCCUCUUUCCAUCACCCCGCCCCAUUCUCCCUCUUUCCAUCACCCCGCCUCAUUCUCCCGCUUUCCAUCACCCCGCCUCAUUCUCCCGCUUUCCAUCACCCCGCCCCAUUCUCCCUCUUUCCAUCACCCCGCCCCAUUCUCCCUCUUUCCAUCACCCCGCCCCAUUCUCCCUCUUUCCAUCACCCUGCCCCAUUCUCCAGCUUUCCAUCAUCCCGCCCCAUUCUCCCUCUUUCCAUCACCCUGCCCCAUUCUCCAGCUUUCCAUCACCCCGCCCCAUUCUCCCGCUUUCCAUCACCCCGCCCCAUUCUCCCUCUUUCCAUCCCCCCGCCCCAUUCUCCCUCUUUCCAACACCCCGCCACAUUCUCCCUCUUUCCAUCACCCCGCCCCAUUCUCCCUCUUUCCAUCACCCUGCCCCAUUCUCCCGUUUUCCAUCACCCCGCCCCAUUCUCCCUCUUUCCAUCACCCCGCCCCAUUCUCCCUCUUUCCAUCACCCCGCCCCAUUCUCCUUCUUUCCAUCACCCCGCCCCAUUCUCCCUCUUUCCAUCACCCCGCCCCAUUCUCCCUCUUUCCAUCACCCUGCCCCAUUCUCCAGCUUUCCAUCAUCCCGCCCCAUUCUCCCGCUUUCCAUCACCCCGCCCCAUUCUCCCGCUUUCCAUCACCCCGCUCCAUUCUCCCUCUUUCCAUCCCCCCGCCCCAUUCUCCCUCUUUCCAACACCCCGCCCCAUUCUCCCUCUUUCCAUCACCCUGCCCCAUUCUCCCUCUUUCCAUCAUCCUGCCUCAUUCUCCCGUUUUCCAUCACCCCGCCCCAUUCUCCCUCUUUCCAUCACCCCGCCCCAUUCUCCCUCUUUCCAUCACCCCGCCCCAUUCUCCCUCUUUCCAUCACCCCGCCCCAUUCUUCAGCUUUCCAUCACCCCGCCCCAUUCUCCCGGUUUCCAUCACCCCGCCCCAUUCUCCCUCUUUCCAUCACCCUGCCCCAUUCUCCCGUUUUCCAUCACCCCGCUUCAUUCUCCCUCUUUCCAUCACCCCGCCCCAUUCUCCCUCUUUCCAUCACCCCGCCCCAUUCUCCUUCUUUCCAUCACCCCGCCCCAUUCUCCCUCUUUCCAUCACCCCGCCCCAUUCUCUCUCUUUCCAUCACCCUGCCCCAUUCUCCAGCUUUCCAUCAUCCCGCCCCAUUCUCCCGCUUUCCAUCACCCCGCCCCAUUCUCCCGCUUUCCAUCACCCCGCCCCAUUCUCCCUCUUUCCAUCCCCCCGCCCCAUUCUCCCUCUUUCCAACACCCCGCCCCAUUCUCCCUCUUUCCAUCACCCUGCCCCAUUCUCCCUCUUUCCAUCACCCUGCCCCAUUCUCCCGUUUUCCAUCACCCCGCCCCAUUCUCCCUCUUUCCAUCACCCGGCCCCAUUCUCCCUCUUUCCAUCACCCCGCCCCAUUCUCCCUCUUUCCAUCACCCCGCCCCAUUCUUCAGCUUUCCAUCACCCCGCCCCAUUCUCCCGCUUUCCAUCACCCCGCCCCAUUCUCUCGCUUUCCAUCACCCCCCCCCAUUCUCCCGCUUUCCAUCACCCCGCCCCAUUCUCCCUUUUUCCAUCACCUCGCCCCAUUCUCCCUCUUUCCAUCACCCCGCCACAUUCUCCCGCUUUCCAUCACCCCGCCCCAUUAUCCCGCUUUCCAUCACCCCGCCCCAUUCUCCCUCUUUCCAUCACCCCGCACAAUUCUCCCUCUUUCCAUCACCCCGCCCCAUUCUCCCCCUUUCCAUCACCCCGCCCCAUAUGUUGCAUAAUAUACGGAACGAAAUGGAAUCACGAAGGCUAGUAGUUGGCGGUCGCAACGGCUCGGCAGAUGGCGCACACGGCGCGCAAGGGGCGCGGGGGCUGCGGAUGGCGCACGGGGCGCACGAGACUCCAUGGGUAGACACGGAGGCGGGAGUGGAAGGUGUUCAUCUCUACGAAGCAGAUUGGUCGGGGGGAGUUGAAAGGGAUGGGGAUGACGCUAGCAAGGCCGCCCGGGGAGCAGCGGAGGCAACAGCAGAGGCGCAAGCGCCCGCGCAAGAGACGGCGCAAGAGACGGCGCAAGAGACGGCGCGGUUCUUCCUUUACCGGCUGAUCGGCAACAACAUGGCGCCGCUGCAGUGCGCGGGGCAGCUGCUCCGCAACACGCUGUACGCGCUACAGCACGAGGCGCGCGCGCUGCGCGAGUGCCGGCGGCUGUGGGUACUGAACCACGUGGUGAACGGCACGGAGCGCGCGCUGCUGCUGGACGCGCUGCUCGCGCACGGCGUGGCGCCACAGGACAUUCUUGUCCGUCGGAUCAACUACUCGCACAUCGCCACCCUUCCUGAGACCUCCUGGACCGAGGCUGUCACAGGUGAGGCGUUGACUGAGGCUGUCACAGGUGAGGCGUUGACCGAGGCUGUCACAGGUGAGGCGUUGACUGAGGCUGUCACAGUGUGGGCAUCUGAUGGGCAUGGCAUGGCAUGGCGUGGCAUGGGGGGCAGAGCAGCGCAGAACGAGGCGCGCAACUUCAUAUUGGAGCACGGCAGGGCGGCGGGGGCGCGGUGGGUGCUGGCGUUUGAUGGCAACCAGUUCAUCACCACACACGCCUGGGACCUCAUUCGCCGUGCGGCUCUCAGGCAUGAGAGGGCCGGGCUGAAGCUCUUCAAGGUGCCCAUGUACCGCGUGCACGAGGAGCAGUCGCCGCGCUGGCUGGCAUCGCGCACGCGCUUCCACGCGCUGCAGCGCUUCGCCCCGCAGAUGUGGGAGAGCCAAGUCGCCUUCCGCAACGACUCGCCUCACCGCUACACCGAGGGCAUGGCGUACGGGCGAGACAACAAGCUGGAGCUGAUCGACCGCGUGUGCGGCACGGGGCGCUUUGAGGAGGAGCACGCACAGCGCCGCCGCCAGCAGAUGGAGCAGCGGCGGCGGCAGAAGCAGGAGGAGCAGAAGAGGCAGAGGGAGGAGCGCAAGGUGGAGAAGGAAGGGCGGCAGCAAGAACAGGAGCGAGGUCGGCGCUUGUUGAAUGUGGAGUGCCGUGCAGGCAGCAACUUCAGUAACUCGAGCACACAGGACUGUGCGGCAGAGGAGGGAGCUGAGCUGCCCGUGCAGGGCAAGGGUUUGCAGCACCAGCAGCAGCAGCAAACGAGAGGUGUGGGGGACGGGGCAGUGCAGCAGCGGCGCCGGCUGCAGGAGGCGUUGCAGGUGGAUACAGGGCAGUGCGGGUGCCACAGGGAGGUGGGGCGUGACCACCGCAUUAAAGAAGCAGACCCCGCCGUGGCACACGCGUGUGGGUACACCGUGCGGCUGUGGUACUUCCCCUGCCCUGGCGUGGACGGCAAGCGCAUCUUCGUGGAUAAGAAGUACCGCGCAGCGCUGCGGGAGGAGGGACACCGCCGCCUGGCACAGCAGAUCAGACAGGCUGUGCAGCGGGUGGUGGGCAGUGGAGGAGAGGCGUCCAUGCAGGAGGGCUAG